AGCUCUUCCUCAUUCAGUCAGAUUCUUCAGUAAGAUAGGGUUCUUUUUUCCUUUUUGUUUGAAUCUGAAUAGAAUAUAGAAAGCCGGCUUCCUCAUACUCCUCCUCUUCAUUCAUUGAGUUGGAGGCUUAGUUAAGGAGGCCCGCCCGUUAUGCAUUGCAUGAAAGAACCUUUCUUUUCUUCGUAUGACUUCUCUUUUGCCUCAGGUCGAAUGAGAAAGGGAGAUCAAUCAAAAAUAAAAGCCAUGAAUGAAGAAGUAGUGGGCCUUUCACCCUCUUUCGUUUGACUCGGGGAGCUGAGCUGAUCUGAUAAAUGCACUUCAAAGGGGGGGAAGCUAGGUUUCCCAUGUUGGUAUGGCCGGGCAUAAAAGAUUUGGUUGUUAGGUAAAAAAGAAGAGGUAGAGAGAGAGAACGGAACCGAUAGAUUGCUCCGUACGAAUUUACAAUGGAAAAACCCCUCUUCGUUGUAAGAUUACUGAAGGGUCAACAAUUUGGAGAAUUUGCUUUUACACGGACGAGAACAAAUAUUGGACUGGGAAAAAAGAGGGGAAAAGUCAAGUUUAAGCGCAUAUGGCACGAAAAGGAAAUCCGAUUUCGGUAAGACUGGAUAUUAAUCGUAGUUCAGAUUCAAGUCGGUUCAGUGAUUAUUAUUAUGGUAAAUCAGUGUAUCAAGAUGUCAAUAUGAGAUCUUAUUUCGGUUCGAUACGUCCACCUACGAGACUCGCCUUUGGCUUUCGUCUUGGUAGGUGUAUUAUUCUACAUUUUCCUAAAAGAACAUUCAUUCAUUUCUUUCUUCCCCGUCGACCACGACGACUGAAACGAGGCGCAAAAUCCAGAACCGGAAAGGAGAAGGGCCGGUGGUGGGCAUUUGGGGAAGUCGGGCCGAUCGGGUGUCUUCAUUCAAACGACGGUACAGAAGAAAAACAAAACGAAGUGAGAGGCCGGGUGGCAGGGAAAAGAGUCGAGUCGAUCAGGCUCGACGACCGGGAGAAGCAAAACGAAAGAAGGAUUUGGCCGAAAAAUAAACAAGGCUAUGGAUACCAUGACCGAUCACCAUCGAUAAAGAAGAAUCUUUCUAAAUCACUUCGGGUCAGCGGGGCCUUCAAGCAUCCGAAAUACGCCGGGGUUGUAAAUGACAUAGCAUUCGUGAUAGAAAAUGACGACUCCUUCAGAAAAACGAAGUUAUUCAAGUUCUUUUUCCCAAAGAAGUCCCGCUCCGACGGCCCGACGAGUCAUAUACUUAAAAGUACCCUCCCUGCAGUGUGCCCCUCCUUUCAUUAUUCGGUCAUGCAAUACUUAUUGAAUACAAAGAACCAAAUGCAUUUCGACCCCGUCUCCGUUCUAAAUCAUUUCGUGGCACCGGGCGUGACUGAACCAUCUACGAUGGGGGGAGCUAAUGCACAGGAAAGAAGCUUAAAUAAAAGAAUACGUUCUCAUAUCGCUUUUUUUGUAGAAAGCUUGACCAAGGAGAAAAAGUGUUUGGCCGAAGCCAAAAAGAGGUUGACCCGCUUCAUUCGCCAAGCGAAUGAUCUUCGCUUCGCGGGAACAACAAAAACCACCAUCUCGCUUUUUCCUUUCUUCGGUGCUACCUUUUUCUUUCCAAGGGAUGGGGUUGGGGUGUAUAAUAACCUUUAUUUUGAGGAUGCCCGGGAAAAAGUCCUAGGUCAAUUAAGGAAAAAAUGUUUUAACCUUUUGGGUAAGGAUAAGGUAAUGGAAUUAAUAGAUAAAUUCCUAGGUAGGAUAGGAGAAUUUCUAAAAGGAAUAGAGAUGAUGAUAGAAAUCAUACUGAGAAAGAGAAGAAUUCCAUACGGAUACAACUAUUAUUUGAACGAAGUGCAAAAAAUGCGAUCUUUGUUGUCUAAUAGAGCAAAGACUAAUACCUUAAUUGAGUCGGUCAAGAUAAAAUCUGUUUAUCAAAGUGCUUCUCCGAUUGCUCAAGACAUCUCUUUUCAACCGAGAAACAAAACAAGAUCAUUUCGUUCUAUUUUUAGUAAAAUAGUGAAGAAUAUGAAAUUAGUAAUGAAAAAAGGGGUGGAGGGGAUCCGUAUAUGUUGUUCAGGUCGAUCAGAAGGUGCAGAAAUAGCUAGAACUGAAUGCGGAAAGUUUGGAAAAACAUCUCGUAACGUAUUUAACCAGAAAAUAGAUUAUGCUCCUGCUCCAGUAUCUACUCGUUACGGAAUCUCAGGUGUCAAAGUGUGGAUUUCAUAUAGUAAAAAAAAGGGACGUGCUAUAUCCGAAACGUACGAAAUAUAGUAAAUAUCGUAAAGGCAGAUGUAGUAGGGGUUGCAAACCGGACGGUACACAACUUGGUUUUGGAAGAUAUGGCACUCAAAGUUGUAUAGCUGGUCGUCUUUCAUAUCGAGCCAUUGAAGCAGCGCGUCGGGCUAUAAUAGGACAUUUC
Molecule: messenger RNA, 2399 nt
Organism: Impatiens glandulifera
Lineage: Eukaryota; Viridiplantae; Streptophyta; Magnoliopsida; Ericales; Balsaminaceae
Product: ribosomal protein S3, mitochondrial
Exons: 2
Coding region: 569-2251 (560 amino acids)
Biological process (GO): translation
Molecular function (GO): RNA binding; structural constituent of ribosome
Source: RefSeq, a predicted model, not a curated record